AUGUAUUCGUUUGUCAAAGAUAACCUUGAUGCCAAUCCAGUUGUUGUAGAUGCCGAUGACCUACUCGAAUCGCCGAAGCAGAUCAUGAAGGAGUAUUGUGAUCGAGUUGGUAUCAAAUAUGAAGAGCAUAUGACUACAUGGAAACCUGGCGAAAUAAUCCAAGCCUGGCAAGAUAAAGCAUGGGUUAUGGAAUGGCGAAGAGGGGCUUUAAACAGCAGCGGUUUCAUCAAAUCCGAAACUUCCUCAAGUAAACCAGUAAUAGAAUAUCCAUCUGAUGUUGUCAAAGCUAUGGAAGAUAGCCAGGCAUUUUAUGAUAAAAUGUUUUCUGUUCGACUUAGGUUAGCAUAA
Porites lobata is the source of this 348-nucleotide messenger RNA. Lineage: Eukaryota; Metazoa; Cnidaria; Anthozoa; Scleractinia; Poritidae. The record is from the annotation of a GenBank genome assembly.